GUUCCGCUUGGAUCAACAUAUUUUGGCUUGAUACCACAUGCCUCGCACAUAGUAACAUUUUGCCGCACAGUGUCUAGAAUUGUAGCCAUGGUAGGAAAUGACGACCUCAGGAUUGCUCACCAAACAAGAUAACUGGCUGCGCAUAUGGCCCACGUGUAAUGCACACCCUACAUGCGCGUGAAGCAGCGCCACUACGGCGCUGCUUCCAGCACAGACCAUCGCUGCAUCACGGAUCCAGCUUUCCUCGAAGCAUCAACGUGUCGGCAACACAUGGUGCAUGGGAAUAAGAGGAUCGCGCCCCAUACAUAAGUUUCUUCGUAUAGAGACCGGAAAAUUGUAACUUAGUGACGAGUAUGAAGCCUACCACGAACCAAGCGGCGACAGUGCAAUCAGCUCGAAAGUCCCAGAAGGCACCGACGUUCAAUACGGACAACAGUACCCAAACAACACUCCUGACGCAUUACAUGGACCUUGCCCAAUCAUUUCGGGUCAGCUCAAUUGAACCACAGAGUCCCCAUAAACUUGACCGGAUCAAGAAGGGACUCGAGGAGGAUCGUGGAUACCUGUCGGAUAGCGGCAAAGUUAGUACUACCUCUGCACUGCCGCCCCGAACACCACGUGGGUUGCAUUCCCCUCACGCAUCGUCGGUGCAACGUCCAUCGACAUCUCCUCAGUCAUCUCCACUUGCUACCCGACCAACUCCGCCUUCCAGUGCGACACUCUCAAAUGGGAAGCCUAUUCUUUUCUAUCAUGCCCACGACCCAUACUAUGGGUUCACCAAUUUCUCGUCCGACCCUAUUGAGUACAAUGGAAAGAAAUACCCCACGAGUGAACACUUCUUCCAGUCGCUGAAGUUCAUGGAACGCCGCCCCGAUCUCGCAGAGCACAUCAGGACAUGUUCCACGCGUCCGCGUGUGGUAUUUGACGAAGCCCACAGGUUCAGUCCCGAAGUGCGAUCUGACUGGCUGCAAGUGAGGAUUGAGAUGAACAGACAUCUGAAGGAAGAAUUACUCUCUACUGGAAAUGCAGAGCUUGUCGAGGACUCUGAUAAAGACUCAUUUUGGGGGAUUGGAGUAGACCGAAAAGGCCAAAACCAGCUGGGCAAGGCUUUGGUGAGGCUUAGGACCAAGUUGAGGGACGAGCAGAAUAGUAGUGCAGGAAGCAAAGCUUUGACACUUUUGAGGAAGACCAUUGGACAUUGA
Molecule: messenger RNA, 1202 nt
Organism: Suillus fuscotomentosus
Lineage: Eukaryota; Fungi; Basidiomycota; Agaricomycetes; Boletales; Suillaceae
Exons: 5
Coding region: 354-1202 (282 amino acids)
Source: RefSeq, a predicted model, not a curated record